Messenger RNA from Acanthaster planci (crown-of-thorns starfish), 5318 nucleotides. RefSeq names its product guanine nucleotide exchange factor VAV2-like. Lineage: Eukaryota; Metazoa; Echinodermata; Asteroidea; Valvatida; Acanthasteridae. The record is from RefSeq and is a predicted model, not a curated record. Gene Ontology annotation, molecular function: guanyl-nucleotide exchange factor activity; protein binding. Gene Ontology annotation, cellular component: cytoplasm. Gene Ontology annotation, biological process: regulation of GTPase activity; cell migration.
CACCGAAAAAACGGCGACCGCGUAUGACGGGAGGAAAAGUUCUGGAAAAUUUAGCGCAUUUGACAGAAAUGGAGGCGUGGAGAAUAUGCGCUGGAUGGUUGGUACAGUGUGGGGCCUUACCCCCUACCCACAAAUCAACCUGGGCCAAUGCUCAGGUCUUCGAUUUGGCCCAGACUUUGCGAGACGGCGUGGUGCUCUGUCAACUCCUGAACCACCUGAGUCCGGGUGCCGUGGACUUAACUCGGGAUAUUUGUUUACGGCCUCAGAUGUCACAGUUUCUCUGCCUUAAAAACAUCCGCACAUUCCUACAAGCCUGCUCCAGAGUUUUUUGUCUCAGAAGCCAAGAGCUGUUUGAUCCGGAUGGGCUCUUUGACGUCACCGACUUCGGUCAGGUCAUCUACACACUCUCCAAGUUAUCCCAGUCGCCGCUAGCUGCCGCAAGAGGAGUCCAGGCAUUUGUGGUUGAUUAUGAAGAUGAGCAGGCAUAUGAUGAAGACAUCUACAAGAAUCUAGAAGAUCUUGCUGAUGAGCACGAUCUAGCCAACGAGGGCGACAUUUAUGACACCGUCGAGGGCGAGGAAGACAGCAUCUACGAUGACCUGGUGUCGCUCCGUAAGCAGAAGUCCCAGUUCCAGCAGUCCCAGCAUUCGUACUCACAUUCACACAUAUCUGAACCAGAGCAGCCAAAGAAAGACAAGAGGCAAUACUGCAUAGAGGAGAUUGUUGAAACAGAGAAGAAAUACGUGGAUGCCCUCUAUAUGUUAAUCAAUGGGUUUAAGAAGCCGCUGAGCCACAACAUUCCACCCAAGACCAUCAAGGACAUCUUCCUCAACAUGGACGAGCUCCACUCGGGCCACUGCCUCUUCAACUCGGACCUUGGCUCCUCCCAGAACUCCUCCCGCCCCCACCGGAACCGGCCCAGUAUGACCAUCAGUGACGUCUUCCUCAAGCACCGUGAGAUCUUCCUCCUCUACGGCUUCUACUGCUCCAACCUGGUGCCGGCCCAGGACACAGUGGACGACAUCUUGAAAGACCCCACGGCCCGGCAGAAGAUUGAGGAGUGUGAGUUCCGAGCCAACAAAAACAAAUUCCGACUGCGAGAUCUGCUCAGCGUCCCCAUGCAGAGAUGUAUGAAGUACCACCUGCUGUUGAGGGAACUCAUCAAGCACACAGACAAGUCCCAUCCAGAGAAGGCAGAGCUGGAGAAAGCACUGGACAUUAUGCAGGACGUGUGUCUCUAUGUGAACGAGGUGAAGAGAGAUAACGAGAUCAUGCAGAACAACAAAGACAUUGAAAAAAGCAUGGUCAACUACAGGGGACCCAAUGUGAAUGAGCACGGUCGCCUUCAGAACGACGGUGAGCUCAAACUCAAAAUGACUGGAAAUACAAAGAAGAGCGUCACAUCCUCCACACAGAAGUACUGUUUCCUGUUUGACAAGGUCCUCAUAGUCUGUAACAAGGGUGGAAAGCUCGGUAUGGAAAAGUUCUGGGGCCAAGAAAGCCACGAGUACUGCACAACAAUUGAUCUGGAGAAGUACAAGAUUGAAGACAACCUGCCCAAGGGGAAGAGUGGCAAGUGGAAUUGGUGUUUCUGGCUGACGCCCGUCAACAACAACAACAAUGACGACGUGUUCCCGGUUGAGAUAUACUGCAAGACGGAAGACAUGAUGCUGAAGUGGGUGGAGAGCAUCAGGCUAGCACAGGAUAACAUCAACCCUGUGCCGAGUAGCCAGCAUAAGUAUGAGUAUACCAGCUUCAGAGAGCCCACUUACUGUAAAGUUUGUGAAAAGCUUCUCCGGGGUCUGUUCUACCAAGGCUACAAGUGCACCGCGUGCAGCAUCAACGCCCACAAGGAGUGUCUGAACUCGGAGAAGAUCCAGCACUGCACAGCGGCCAGGAGAAUCAGUCGGCAGCCCCAGGGUGUGCAAGUGGUGAGGGCGGUCAAGGUGUACCCGGGAACUCCCCGCCCACCCCCUGGCGUCAAGCCCCUUCUCUUUGAGAGGAACGACCUGAUCGAGGUACUAGACAAGGACGACCCCAAGUGGUGGAAGGGGCGAUCCACUCGAACCUACGAGCAGGGAUUGUUUCCGGCCGACUACGUGGUACCGCAAAGACAAAGCACGAGCUCUCACCCGCGUCCAAACUAUGAGAUGACAGUGCCCCAGGGUAGCCCCAGCCACAUCAGGCAAAACCCCAGCUCCAGCUCACGGAAUCUGCUGGAUACACGGUGGUAUGUGGGUAAGAUGGAUCGUCAUGUAGCCAUUGAGCAACUCAAGGACAAGCAGGACAGCUGCUACCUGGUGCGUGACAGCGUCAAGGAAUCAGAAUUUCAAACCCACGCCAUCAGUAUCAAGCACGACAACCAGGUCAAGCACAUCAAAGUUCUCUACUACCUUGGCAAGUACGGUCUGGUGGACAAGGACUCGUGUGACUUUGACACCUUGCCGGACCUGAUCAUGCACUACUCCCAGAACAGCCUGCGGGACGUGUUCAACGGCCUGGACUCCACCUUGAAGAUUCCGCUGCGGGAGCGCACGGGCCACGCCAACUCGGUCUCCCAACGAAAUGGUCCGUCCACCAAUGACAGCCCCGUCAGUAGGCAGAGGCCCAGCCCUGCCCCUGAGCAGAAGGUCAAGCGCUACACAGUCAUCGGCACCGCGAGGGCGCUCUUCCCCUUCACGGCCCGGGAGUCGGGCGAGCUGCCGCUGCAAAAGGGCGACCAUGUGGACAUCAUCAGCAAAGCCGGCGAGAGCCGGGGCUGGUGGAAAGGCGCAGUUGGCGGACGGAUUGGAUACUUCCCUUUGCAAUAUGUUGAAGAAGAAGAGUGAAGGAGCUGUCUUUCUACUUAACAGACCACCAGCUUUCCAGGAACUAAAAAAAAAAUCUCUUUUGAUAAACGGCACCCAGCUCUUGAUAUUUCCUCUGAAAACCUGUCCCGGAACCUUGCUCAUCGAGGUCAGUGCUUACGUGUGAAUACACCACCAGCCUUCUCUUAUCUACUUAGUGGAUGAGACAUCUGGACAGCGGCAGGAGAAAGGUCAAGUCUCAAGUGAAAGCAUGUACAAGAGUGCAGUGGGUAUGUCUCCGCUGUGUUGGCACUGCCGUGUUAACCCUGUGGCAGAGCUCUCCAAACCCUGCUGGAAAGCUUUCUCAUCUUUGUCGGCUGUGCGGUAGAGCCAUCUCAUCUCUGUGGCAGAGCCUUCUCGACACCGUGGCUGAGGCUUCUACGAGAUACGCAGUACAGCUUCUGAGUUACUAUGACCAGAUUGUUGCUCAUGUAACAAUUUCUUCUACGUGUCACAAUGCAAAUGUGUGAAAAAUUCAUCCUGAAACUUUGAGAGUCAUACUUUCACUUUCAGACUACCUCUCCGUUUCCUCCACUGUUGGCCCCCCUUCCCCGCAAAUGCAAGCUCUCAAAGCCAGUUUCUGGCUUUCCGUCCUGUUUGUUCCAAACUUACCACAUGAGCUCAUCAGUGCAAACUCCCGUGGAAAUCACCUCGUGCCUUGACUUCCAUCAGAAACAGGACGGGCCUCUUCUGAAGUAUACUUCAGAGAAAAGAGAGGCUCUCUGUUGACAGAGAUCACACGACAAGUUUUCCUCACUUCCAAAAACAUGUUCUGCAGCAAAAAGUGGUCAAGGUAACACACCCUUCCCUCUUUGGCUUCCCAUAUCCCUUAAAACAAUUGUCAUGACGCACGUUUUGUCAAGCGACAAAGAUCCAACGUGCCAGGUCAAGUGGUUGGCCCAAAUGUCUGAUACAAGGGGCUUUUCAGAAUCUUAAUAUUCUGGCAUCACGAUAAGUAGCUGCUGACAGGUUAUCAACAGUGUGUGAAGACAAUUACAUGUAUUUAAUUUGGUCAUAGGAAACAGGAGGAAUUUCUAUUUCCUCUUUACGGAACGGACUUCGUGCAUUUAUAAACGAAUUUGCUAUUGUUUUAAAUUUCAAGAAUGUUUGUGUGAUAAACUAAACUUUUUUUUUAGGCAUUCGUUUCCUUAAUUAUAAGCAUACAUGUACUUUUUGACCAACCACAGGAAGCCUGUGUCAAAGCUCAAGGUUUAUCAAGCAUGCACUUCAACUGAAACAGACGCCUCAAAAAGUGUACAUAGAUGCAUGGUUGGCUUCAUAUAGGAAUACAUUAAUUACAUUUAACGUGGUUUAUUUUAGGUAACAAUCGCAGAAUUGAGGGUCUUAUGUCAGAUAAUUUCAAACCAAUGGGAAGGAUCUUUUUUCAAUGAGUCAGGUUUUCAGCGGAUGGGAGUUGCACCAGUGUGAACGAAAAAAAACCCUCAAAAAUGCGCAGUGGUUUACUAAGUUAUGGCUGUCUGUUUAAUGUUGAAAUUACUAUGCAAUUUAUGUUAAUUUUUGUUUUUCGGAAAUACUCAUUAUACUGAGUACUUCACAGACUGCGUGGCACCAGAGGGGAUAUUUUUGCCUUUGCAGUUCUCCCUUGCUCACCAAUAGGCUUCAUGAUUAAACGUCACGAUUUACAGAGCAAAGGUUUCAAAUGCAUUGUAGGGUUAUUUUAAUAACUUACAUGUAACAUGCAAGUCUGCUUGUCUGUCAGUAUUGCCGAGUCGGUACCCAGUCCAUUGGUUGAGGCCUUGUGUUGCUAAUAUUGGGGAACUGGUUCAUGCCCCACUUUGAGUGUGGUCAUUUAUUUCAACAUAACAUACAAGAAUUUUCCUUUAACGGAUUUAAAAUGUACGAUUUUAGCCAUUUUACUUUCCUCCGGGAAGGUUUGAUCCUGCUGUGGUUUCCUCCUCCACAGUGGCCAUGUUUGAUCAACGACCAAUUGCCACUCAGCAGUUAGUUUUGACAGGUAGCCCAUGCGUAAAAUAUAUCCCGGGUACCAGGCAAAAUUGACCAGUAGUUGGCAAACGGUCACUGAUCAAACCUGGGUCGUGGGGAAUGAAGCAUUGCACUGCUAUCUUAGUUUUGGAGGUUAUAAAGGCUGAAAGUAGCUUUUGUUGUUUUACAAGAGACAGUGCUUAAUUUUGGUGUCUUGUUUUUUUUUUUCUCAAUUUUUAUUGCUUUAGUGAUGUCCUCCUCUCUUGGCUUAUCCUUAUGAAUUUGAUAGGUUGCAAUCUCAUGCCUUGGAAACGGCUGUCUACUCAAAAACUGUGUGUAUUGUAUAUUACAAGACCGUGUAUUAUACAGGGAUAUCAAGUUAUUCAAACACUGCAGAACUUUGCAACAAAUCCCAACGAUGAGGAGGAAAGAAGGCCAAAAAAAAAAAAUUGAUGGUGCUGCUUCUGGUGUGACCUGGGGAGGUUUUUUGUAAAUGGGUAAUUCCAGAAAUUAAUUAGGGGUCCAUUU